GUUGACCCAACAGAUUGCCGCUUUUGGGUCUAGCCGGGAUCGGUUAUGCCGACAACGGAAGAGCGGGGGAAGCGGUUUGUUUGACUCCUCGAUUGCUAAGCCGAACGUCGUCGAGGAGGAAAACUUGGGAGUCAAUUGAGUCCAUGGCUGGAAUCGUGCUUCUCAUAGCUGGUCCAGUUAUUCUCUCAUCACAAGUCGCCGCCGACAGAAGCCCAAGACUGCCUCUGGGGUGGAUGCCAAGAAGCUAGGUAUCCACAAAGGGGUGGUACGCUGAAGUGUGAAAACUGCGUCUGCCAACGAACAACGGACGCAUUUAACGGUCACCAUGGAAAAGAGCAGCGAUAAACCUCCGGAAGAAGAACGGCCGCCUGCAGAGGAGGUUUCUGUGGCCCCGGUUUCUCUCCCACCGGUUCUCGAAGAGGUCACCGACGAGAUACCCGACGGUGGGUUUAUGGCGUGGCUCCAGGUGGCGGGGGGGUUUGCCAUCUUCUUCAACACAUGGGGUAUGGUGAACACAUUCGGUGUGUUCCAGACCUACUACGAGACACACAUGCUCAAGACGUCGUCGCCGGAUGCCAUCUCAUGGAUAGGCUCUAUCCAAUCGUUCCUCCUCCUCGGUGGGGGCGUGAUAUCGGGGCCCCUUUUUGACGCGGGCCACUUCAAGACCGUGAUCUUGGCCGGGGGCUUCGCCAUCAGCUUCGGCGCCAUGAUGACGAGCCUCUCAUCCAAGUACUGGCACUUCCUUCUCUCGCAGGCCUUCUGCAUCGGCCUCGGCGCGGGCUGCCUGGUGGUGCCGACGCUCUCGGUCCUCCCGCAGUACUUCCUCAAGAAGCGGGCCCUCGUGACGGGCAUCACCGUGUCGGGCAGCAGCUUCGGCGGGGUGGUGUACCCGCUCGUCUUCCAGGGCCUCGUGUCCAAGAUCGGCUUCGGGUGGACGAUCCGGGUGCUCGGCUUCAUCUCGCUGGCGACGUGCGCCUUCGCCGUGGCCGUCAUGCGCACGCGCACGCAGCCGCGCCUCGUGCGCUCGCUGUUCGACCCAAAGGCCUUCCGCGAGAUCCCCUACUUCUGCUACUGCUUCGCCAUGUUCUUCAGCAACUUUGGCUUCUUCGGCCCCAUCUUCUACCUGCAGACGUAUGCGCUUGGCCACGGCCUGACGAACGAGAACAUCGCGCUGCACCUCGUCGCCAUCCUCAACGCCGCCUCGGUCCUCGGCCGACUGGCGCCGUCGUACUUCGUCCCCUGGAUCGGCGCCGUCAACACCAUGAUGGCCGUCGCCACCAUGGCCGGCAUCGUCGCCUUCUCCUGGAUCGCCGUCAACACGGGCCCCGGAAACAUCGUCUUCGCCGUCAUGUACGGCUUCACCUCGGGCGGCAUCGUCUCCCUGCCCGCCGUCGUCCUCGCCUCCAUCACCGAGGACCUCCGCUUCCUCGGCGCCCGCCUUGGCACCGCCAACUUGUUCAAUGCCACUGCCUCGCUGUGCGGCGCCCCGCUUGCGGGGGCUAUCCUCAGGGCGACUGGUAGCUACCUUGGUGUUCAGCUGUUUGCUGGCUUUACGCUGUCCUUAACCGCCGUGUUCCUGUAUGGCACCAGGGUUGCGAAGGCUGGCACGGGAUUGACCGUCAGGGUCUGAAGAGUAGGGAUACGAAGACUGGAAAUUCAUUAGUGGUUCUUUGUAUAUAUAUUGUUUCUCCAUCUUAUAUGCUAGAUAUUUCAUGUAUAGAAACG
Molecule: messenger RNA, 1725 nt
Organism: Phialemonium atrogriseum
Lineage: Eukaryota; Fungi; Ascomycota; Sordariomycetes; Cephalothecales; Cephalothecaceae
Product: major facilitator superfamily domain-containing protein
Exons: 2
Coding region: 326-1630 (434 amino acids)
Biological process (GO): transmembrane transport
Cellular component (GO): membrane
Molecular function (GO): transmembrane transporter activity
Source: RefSeq, a predicted model, not a curated record